AUGACCUCUCCUCGUCGAUUGCGCAUGAAGCGAAAGCAUCCGUCCUGCAAACCGUUGUUUUGGGCGUUGGUGUUUGGUGUGACUGCCUUUUGCACCAUCACCAGCAUGUCCCAGCUGCUGGUGGGUCAAGAGGAUGAUGAGACUAAUAAUGAGAGACGUCUACAAGAACCACCAGAUUCCUUUGUGGAUCUUUGGCCCAACGAUCGGAAUGAAGGCUAUCGGAAGGCUCUUCAGAGCUCCACUGUACUCAAUACUAAUGAUCUCCAACUAGAAAAGUUGUCCAGUAACAACAGCAACAAAAGACGAGUGGCACUGGUGCGUCCCAUUGGAAGACUGGGAGACGUCUUUGUGGAAUUUGUCACUCGAGUGGUACAAAAGUAUCACAAUAAACAAGAUGCCGACAGCAGCAUUGAAUUGGUUCCAGUGCUUCCAUUAUCAUCGGACGUGAUGGACGAUUUUUCCUUGGCCAUUCGACUGACCACCUUGCCAGUGGUAUUGCAAGCCGCGGAUAUUGCAUUGACGCUAUCUCAUAAUCACUCACCUCCACUCCUACUACUAGAUGACUUGAUGGACUUGAUGAGAUACGAAAUGCGAUGGCAGUGUCAUCUUCAAACCACUCUACAUCUCCCUCUCUUGACCAUUACACUGGAUCGUCUCAUGGGAUUUCCCACCAAAACGAUACGACAAGUACUCCAGUUUUUGAACUUGGACGAUGAUGACGAAGAAGAAACACCACCAGCAAAAGACAGCAGCAAACACAAUAGUAACAACAAGCAUUUACGAAUCGAUAUGGAUGAUUUGGCCUUGAUUGUCAUGGAUCGGGUCAAUGGGGGAUCGGCACUGGUGCAACAAUUGAUUUCUACAACAACAGCUCAAAGUGACAACACACAAGAAGAUCCUGAUCAAGCUGUUGUGCUGCAGCUAGACCAAGUAGUGGAGGAGGAGAUACAACGGUUUUCUUCCACUUCGGAUGGUAAUGCCUGUUUGCCACUUCCGACAUACACCAAUGACGUCCUGGAAAAAGAGUUGAAAAAGACUACCAGCGGGCAUCAAAAGAAUGCAAGAUGA
Messenger RNA from Seminavis robusta, 1068 nucleotides. NCBI's taxonomy places the organism in Eukaryota, Bacillariophyta, Bacillariophyceae, Naviculales, Naviculaceae. The record is from the annotation of a GenBank genome assembly.